ACUUCCGGCUCUGCAAGCCAAUGCUCUUGCAGCCAUCGACCGUUCAUAGGGUACUUCCUGUCGCGUGAUCUUGAGGACCAAUGAAAAUGCAUAACUGUAGGCCACGUGCCUCCGUUCCCAUUAGCAACCGGAGGCUUCUAAACAAUUUACUCUCCCUCCCCAUUUUCUGCGGUCCAGCAACCCUUGGUAAUCCCAGGCUUGGCGAGACCUCUCUCCUUUAGGCUACAGACUCCCGCCUGCCGCCAUGGCAGAGUUGGGCCUAAAUGAGCACCAUCAAAAUGAAGUUAUUAAUUAUAUGCGAUUUGCUCGUUCAAAGAGGGGCUUGAGACUCAAAACUGUAGAUUCCUGCUUCCAAGACCUCAAGGAGAGCAGGCUGGUAGAGGAAACCUUCACCAUAGAUGAAGUCUCUGAAGUCCUGAGUGGCUUGCAGGCUGUGGUUCACAGUGAGGUGGAGUCUGAGCUCAUCAAUACUGCCUACACCAAUGUGUUACUUCUGCGGCAGCUGUUUUCACAAGCUGAAAAGUGGUAUCUUAAGCUGCAGACAGACAUCUCUGAACUUGAAAACAGAGAAUUAUUAGAACAAAUUGCAGAAUUUGAAAAAGCAGAAUUCACAUCUUCAAAUAAAAAGCCUGUCAUAGAGACCAUAAAGCCAAAACUUGUUCCACUUAAUGAAGGUGGAACGACAGAACUCCUAAACAAGGAAAUUUCAAGGCUUCAAGAAGAGAAUGAGAAAUUAAAGUCAAGGCUGAAGACCAUAGAAACACAGGCUACAAACGCACUGGAUGAGAAAUCAAAACUAGAAAGAGCACUGCAAGAUUUACAGCUCGAUCAAGGAAAUCAAAAGGAUUUUAUAAAGGCCCAAGACUUGAGUGACUUGGAAAACACAGUUGCUGCUUUAAAGAGUGAGUUUCAGAAGACACUUAAUGACAAGACAGAAAACCAGAAGUCACUGGAGGAGAAUCUGGCAACAGCCAAGCAUGAUCUACUCAGGGUUCAGGAGCAGCUGAGAAUGGCUGAAAAGGAAUUAGAGAAGAAAUUUCAACAAACAGCUGCUUAUCGAAACAUGAAAGAAAUUCUUACCAAGAAGAAUGACCAAAUCAAAGACCUACGGAAAAGACUGGCAAAAUAUGAAUCUGAAGAUUAAAAACUGAAGAUGUCAUCUCGAAGCUGCCACAAUAUGAACAUAUAAGCUCUCUCACCUCAGGCAUGUAUUUUGAAGCAUUUUGUCAUAUUCCGUCUCCUUAUUUUUCUAAUAUUUGGAUUUUGCUUCUAAUAUUUAGAACUAGAGUUCUUACUUUCAGUUGUCUAAUUGAGAAUAGAGAAAACCCCGUGAUUCUGGCCGGUAGUCCCACACACCUGUCUGCCGAGUGCUCCAGAGUCUUAGUUUGCAUGCAGUGAGGAUUCUUUACAAUAAAGAAGAGAUUUUUAGAGUGGGAAGAAGGGUAUUAUCCUUUUGCAUUAGUAUAAGAGUAUAUCUUUUUAACAAAUGUUAAAGAAGCUAAUAAUGUCUGUAUUUGUGUAUUCCCCAAGGGUAAAAAUAAAAAUAGUGUUAUUAAAGAUAAUUUAAAAUAUCUUUUUUACUUUUGAAAUUUAAAUCUUAAUUCAUUUACUCUAUUUGAGUAUCAAAAAAAGUAUGAAUUCAUUGGAAAUGUUAACACUAUUAUGGGCAGCAUAUUUACCAAUUAUAAGGAAAAGUAGCAGCAGUGAACCUAAGGAUUCAGUUAACUUCUUAAAUGUAAUCCAUCAGAGGAGGUUCAGACAUUUUUUGCAGCAUGAUUUAUGAGUUUGUAUUGCUGAUGGAGAAGUCAGAUCCAUCCUGUACUUAUGCAGUUUAGAAAGUAUUAUAUCUGGUCUCAGAAUAAAUGUAAUCUUUAUGUUUGUUUCCAGAAUAUUCUUUUAAAUUACACAUUAAAUAAGAACACAUUUAAAGAUACUUAUACUCAACAUAAAAUCAGUUAGCAGACCUCAGUUUGGACUUUUGAUUAUAGUUUAUUUAUGUGCAUCUACAGUAAUUAAUUGCAUUCUUAGGAGGUUUUAAAUAUAUUUCCAUUGGUGUCCUGCUUUUUCUCAGGUGAUUUGGGAUAAAUCAUUAGAAAUUGGGCAUCAUAUCUGCAAUUGUGUAAUGCAAUGGUAUACUAUAAGGAUAAAUAAAAUCAAGUCCAUAAAGCAGUAAUCCCUCAGAACAAAAGCAUUUACUCUUUAUACAUUAUAUUUAGUAAUUUUUCCCACUUCUAAAAGUAAGAGUGUCACACCCAAAAUGAACAUUGUCUACUAAGACAUUCCACUUCCACCAAUGAAGAUUUUAUUCCUAGAGAAGACUUUACUGAUCAGAGUAUAAGGCUCAUUAUUAUUUUUAUUCAAGCUUUUAAUAUUAGCCUUAAAUUUAUUGUUUUUCUUAUAGGCUUUAUGUUAAAAUAUUGAGGAAUAAAUGAUAAAGGCUUAGAUAACUUCCCUCCAAGAGGACACAGAAGGCAGCCUUAAGAAGGUGAAUCAGAGAUGGGAGAGAAUAAAAUCCAGUGACAAGCCA
Molecule: messenger RNA, 2527 nt
Organism: Microcebus murinus (gray mouse lemur)
Lineage: Eukaryota; Metazoa; Chordata; Mammalia; Primates; Cheirogaleidae
Gene: LZTFL1
Product: leucine zipper transcription factor like 1
Biological process (GO): negative regulation of protein localization to cilium
Cellular component (GO): cytoplasm
Source: RefSeq, a predicted model, not a curated record